Messenger RNA from Porites evermanni, 2048 nucleotides. The record is from the annotation of a GenBank genome assembly. NCBI's taxonomy places the organism in Eukaryota, Metazoa, Cnidaria, Anthozoa, Scleractinia, Poritidae.
AUGGCUACCCACUGGACUGCGGCUGUUCCACGCCAACAUCCUAAAGUUGAAAGAAGUUCAAUCAUUGACGACGAAGAAUGGCAGUUCCUUUAUGAAGAAUCUGAGAAGCUUUUGAAGAAAACCGACGAUUUGUUUCAGAAUUCCAUUCGUAAUACAAUAGUAAAAGAAGUCUUGAACGAAACGUACGAGGGAGAGAUAACUGGAAGUAAAUACCUCCCACAAAAUCUACCUCUUGCUGGUGUUAGGAAGAAAAAGGAGUUUGUAAUGUGGUCAGGAAGCGACACAAUUCUUGGUGAAGAUUUGGUCAAAGACAUCAAGUCUGGAGAUUGCUCAAAGAUACGACUGAAGGUUGGUAAAUGUGCAUUAGUUACCUGGGGGGGGGGGGGGCAACUCCACAAAAUUUUAUACGGGGAGGUUCCGCCCCGGGGUCUAAACCUUUUAUAAAGCAUUCUGGAAAGAAAAGGUAGCCCAUUUUGUAUACCUUUAACAAAAAAAUGGUACCACAUACUAGUUCAAAACGCUGAAUCCUUUAAAAACCAGCGCAAAAAUAUACGUGUUGUUGUGUGGAGGAAAAAGAGAGUGGGGUUGAGCUUGGGGAGAGAACGAAAAAAUUUUGGGGGGGAGUGUUAAUAAAAAAAAAAAGGUGGUGAUUUGUGAAAAAAAAGGAGGGGUGGCGUCGUUUGAGAGUUGUUGUGCGGGGGGGGGGGGGGGGGGGGGCAACUCCUCAAAAUUUUAUACGGGGAGGUUCCGCACCGAGGUCUAAACCUUUUAUAAAGCAUUCUGGACAGAAAAGGUAGCCCAUUUCGUAUACCUUUAACUAACAAAUGGUACCACAUACUAGUUCAGAACGCUGCAUCCCUUUUAACUUCUGUCGGAAGUACCACCCGGAUUGGUUAUCAGUGUUUGAUAAUGAAGAUAACUGAUAAAUAUAUGCCUAACAUUUGUUUUUACUGCACUAUGAUAUAUGUAGUCUGAGUGGCAGUGUGAGAAGGUGGUCCCUACUGAUGAUGGAGAAAGCAUUUGGUUUGCAAUUGUGAAGGAUCUCCUAGAAAAGAAGAGAUACCGUGUUUAUGCCAAAGUAUUUGUCCUGGCUGGAGGUGCUAUUCUUACACCACAAAUCCUGUUUAAUUCAGAAAUCGAACCUGAGGCCCUUGGGCACUACCUCUGUGAGCAACCCAUGGCUUUCUGUCAGAUUGUUCUGAAGCAAGAAAUUGUGGAUAGCAUCAAGAGCCGUCCAGAAUGGAAAGAGAAAGUUCAUCAACACAAAGCGAAGAACCCAGAAGAUCCCAUUCCUAUUCCGCUCGAAGAUCCCACACCACAGGUAUAAGAUAAAAAAAAAUGAUAACAAGAAAUUGUAAACUCCCUGCUGUUGACUGGCCUAGAUAUAAUCUUUCUAAAUAGCUGGAUUUCUCGUUUUCAAUGAAAAGCCAAGGCAGUGGUUUAUUCAGCUGUAGUAUUUCUUGAUCUAGACAUCCGGCAAGUUAAAAAAAUUCGACUAUAUAUCAAUUUUAACCCCUUCACAACAGGCUUUACUUGAAUCUGAAGGCAAUCAUGAUUGUAAUUGUAACUAUACUUAUAACAAACAGCUUUGCUGCGUAGUUGCUCGUCGGAAUACAUUGUACAUGAAGAUUAAACGGUGCAUGAUUACUCACUCACUUUCUCUACUCUGUGUGUCUACACAGUGUUGGAUUCCAGUCUCAGAAAACCGUCCGUGGCACUGCCAAGUCCACCGAGAUGCUUUCUCAUAUGGAGAGGUUGCUCCUAACAUUGAUACUCGACUAAUUGUUGACUUGCGUUGGUUUGGAAAGGUCAACCCACGUUAUGAAAAUUGUGUUACGUUCUCACACACAAACAGAGACACAUUUGGAAUGCCUCAGCCAACUUUCCACUUCAAAAUGACAAAGGAAGAAGGCGACGAAGUUCACAAGAUGAUGACUGAUAUGUGCAAGGCAGCCACUGCUCUUGGUGGGUUCCUUCCUGGCUCAGAGCCUUCAUUUCAAAAGCCUGGCUUAGCCCUCCACAUAACUGUAAGUACAAGACUUUGCUAA